UGCAUUAUCAAGAAAAUGUGCUUGGCAGGUUCAGUAUGGAAAGAUGUCAUUUUUCGUCUUGCAAUUAAAGUGACGGACCUGCACAAAUCUCCAGAAAAUCUUGCCCAGAAGCUACCAAAUCUCAUUGAACUGUAUCUCCGUUCCAACAACAUUGACAUCAUUCCAGAAGCUAUCGGAAGCCUGGCCAAGCUGCAGUCCCUGGACCUGAGCGACAAUGCCUUGCAGGUCCUGUGCCCGGAGCUCGGCCGCCUGCGCUCCCUGCGACACCUGCGCCUGGCAAACAAUCAGCUGAAGUCCCUUCCCCCAGAGAUCGGGGACCUGAGGGACCUGGAGACUCUGGACGUGUCCAUGAACUGCCUGAGCGCCCUGCCGGAGAGGCUGCACCAGUGCUUGUCCCUGCAGUGCCUGACCGCCGACCGCAACAGCCUGCGCUGCUUCCCUCGCCAGCUCUGCCAGCUGCACAGCCUCAACGAGCUCUCCAUGGCGGGCAACUGCCUGGCCUUCCUGCCCCUGGAUCUAGGGCGGUCUCGGGAGCUGCAGUUUGUCUUUGUUGACAACAACAUUCACCUGAAGGGCCUCCCAUCCUACCUGUAUAACAAGGUGAUUGGCUGCAGUGGGUGUGGCCUGGCCAUGCACGUGCCCGACGGGAGACUGCUGGCCAUUGACACGGGCGAGCUGACCGUCCCGCUGCCGGCGGAGGUGAAGGCCGUCGGCUCGGAGCGGGACUACGUGCUGCCCCUCGAAGAACUGACCAUGCGGGCUCUCCACACCUUGUACAGCCCCCUCCUCAAGGCCCUGAACGCCUUGCCCCCGAUCUCGCUGCCCAAGAGCCUGUUCGAGCUCCUGCAGUGUCCGCUGGGGCACUGCCAUCGCUGCAGCCAGCCCAUGUUUACCAUCGUCUACCCCAAGCUCUUCCCCCUGAGGGAGACGGCCCUGGCCGGCGUGCACCGCAGCAGAGAACCCCCUGAGAUACUGCAGGAGUUUGAAGAGGGCUGUGCGUGUGUCUGCCAGCCCGAGCCCUCAGUCUGUGCACGUCCAAGCCAGGGACGUUUGAAUCAGCAGUGUACAAUCAAUGCACAUGGACACCGAGCGGCCCUGAGCGGUGCCAACAGCAGACAGCGGGACGACGGUGAGCUUUGUCGCCUACUGCUGCUCCAGUCAGUGUCUGCGGAUGUUCGCCCUGCAGAGGUGAUUCUCAGGGUGCAGGAAGAGGUCACCGAAGCUCCCUUUUCACGGGGUCAACGUCUUGAAUCUCAAAAGAAAAGCCCGCUUUGUGGACGCAGGAACGCCGCCUCACUGCCAGUGACUUACAGUACGAGCUGGAAAGAGCAGUGUGGGUCGGCUGCCCCUUUCAGGAUUCUCCCAGACAAGCAGCCCAACGGAGAACAGAGCUCUGUUGUGUGUUUGUGUGCAGUAAAGCGACUGUUUGUGUUUUUUGCUUCUUUUGGUAUUUUAGUUCUUCUGUUGCACAGUUCACCCUGAGCACACUCAGAAGUAUAAACUCCCGACUUCGGAGCAGCAUCUUCCCCUGGGAUGUCCUGUGUGAGAUGGUACCCCUUUUUUUGAUGUGGAACUUUUGUUCUUGUUCUUGGUAAAAGCAAUGGUCAAAAUGAUAAGCAGAUUUCUACCUUGUAGAUCAAUGAUACAAUGUAAAUGACUUCAGUGAACUCUUAUUUCUACUGUUUUUCCCCUGUUUGGCAUCCAGAUCAUCUCCAGAUUACAAUUUAAGCAUCUUUUUGGACAAGUAUGUAUCUUCAUUUUUUUUCUCUAACCUUUUUUUGGAACUUAAUUCAUACUUCCCCAUGAAUACUUUGAUCUAAUUUGAAAAAUGUCCACGUGUUUUUUCCCCCAAAAUGAUUGAUUGUAUCCCUUUGUUCCAUUUAAAAUUGGCUCCUGAUUCGCAUGUUCAUGUGCUUUCUCUUACUUUCCUCUGUCCAUGAGACAUAGUAGGAAUUCUGCCUUUUUUAUCCAGAGGACGGACAGAACGGAAAGGUUUUUUUGCAGCUCCUCAUGCUUGUAUUUGUUUGUGUGUUGGGCUGUGCAUACAGAAUAAAUUCUUAAUGAUAUUA
Messenger RNA from Lepisosteus oculatus (spotted gar), 2069 nucleotides. NCBI's taxonomy places the organism in Eukaryota, Metazoa, Chordata, Actinopteri, Semionotiformes, Lepisosteidae. The record is from RefSeq and is a predicted model, not a curated record.